Molecule: messenger RNA, 1528 nt
Organism: Periophthalmus magnuspinnatus
Lineage: Eukaryota; Metazoa; Chordata; Actinopteri; Gobiiformes; Gobiidae
Product: syntaxin-binding protein 6-like
Exons: 7
Coding region: 117-977 (286 amino acids)
Source: RefSeq, a predicted model, not a curated record
GAGAGCUGCCUUCAGAGAAAACAAUACUAACCACUAACCAACCACUAUGGCUGAAUCAUGGAUGGGACAUUGUUGCAGCUCAUAAAGAAGGAAACCAGCAAGAGAGGAGCAGGUGUAUGAAAAUGAACAACCCAUCUGCACUGAACAAAGAGCUGUUUGUCCCAUGUGGAGAGGUGCUGCUGGUGGCAGUGGAGGUGCAGAGGGCCAGGAGCAGGUACAGGUCCCUGCUGAGAAACAAGAGGGGCUCCUCCUUCCUUUGUGUCUCAGUGACAAAGAACAAACCUCAGAAGCUCUAUAUCAUAAAGGUGAAGAGGAGCGGAGACUCUGGCUUUACCAGAAGGUCCAGGUGGACAGUGGAGGAACUGCGGCAGGUUAAUGGCAUAAACCCACACAAGGACAGCCCUGAGUUUGAGCUGACUUUUGACAACACUGUGGACCACUGGGUGACCCGCUCUGCUGCUGACAAAUGCAUCUUUGUCCAAGUCCUGUAUGGGGCCUGCAAGGCACACCUGAGAAGCCCGUCUGGGGUUGUGGUGAUCAUACCUGGGCCAGAUGAGGGCCAGAAGAGGGCCCCAGGCAGUGAGAACGAGGGCCCCACUCCCAGCCCUAUGCACACCAGUCUGCGCAUCAGACGCAAGAGCAUCGCUCCCCCAAGACAAACUCACUUUAUCAACUGCCAACCCAAGCUGACCCGAGAUGCCCACCGCAUGAACCUAGUCGUCUACCAGUGUAAAGCCCUUCUCAACCGAAUGAAGAACAAAGUGGCUGCUAAACAAAAGCAGUACAGAGACCGGGAGCACCUGGGGCAGACUGAUGAAGCAAGCCCAAUGUGGAGUCUGGUGCAGAGGAUGACUGUGGCUCUGGGGAGGAGGAAGAGCAAACUGAACGCAGCUGAAAACAGGACUGAGGAGCUGAGGCAGGCGGCUCAGCGCUUUGCUCAGAGCGCUCGCCAGUUGGCUCUGAAGUACACCAGGUAGAGAACACAUGGACCUGCAGAGGGCAGUAGGGGCUGAAGAAGUGAAGGUGCCACUUGAGCUGGAAAUAAAAGAUGGUUUUGUUUUGUUUUUUGUUUUGUUUUUUUUACCUAUAAACAUAUUAAUAAUUGUUGCAAACGUAUGGUGAAUGUAUAUAGAUGAAUGCUUGAUUCAUGAUUUAUCUUAAUUAUCACAAUAUAUCCCCUAAUUGCUUCAAAGAGUUUCUAUCCAUUUUGGUUAUGUAUUUAUUUAAAACUUCUGGAGAAUGUAAUACUUGUUGGCCAUGUCAAUUAAUACAAUUUAUUGUUACAAUGUCUGCAUAAAUGUGCUACUGUCUCGUGAAUUUGUGUUUUUAAACAUUUGUGGAUGUCUGUUCAUUAAUGUCACUUUUGUCAAUUGAUAUUUUUGUCUUUUGUCUGCUUGUCACUGGAAUACAAAUUAACAGAUAAAUAAAAAAAAAACAUACUAACUUAUCACUUUGAAAUUUUACUAAUGGGUUUCAUUGUCUCAAAUCACAAUUUUAGUAGUUUCAGCAAUACAUGUACAUGUAUAUU